Messenger RNA from Cajanus cajan (pigeon pea), 1560 nucleotides. RefSeq names its product heavy metal-associated isoprenylated plant protein 32. The record is from RefSeq and is a predicted model, not a curated record. NCBI's taxonomy places the organism in Eukaryota, Viridiplantae, Streptophyta, Magnoliopsida, Fabales, Fabaceae. Gene Ontology annotation, molecular function: metal ion binding.
UUUUUCUGUGUUAUCACAAAUCAUAACAUUUUUGUUCCAUUGGCAGUGUGAGACAUGAGCAAAGAAGAAUUUCUGAAGAUACAGAAAUGCGUUCUUAAAGUGAACAUACAUUGUGAUGGGUGCAAGCACAAAGUGAAGAAAAUCUUGAAGAAAAUUGAUGGUGUGUUUAUCAUAGAGAUAGAUGCAGAGCAAGGGAAGGUGACAGUUUUAGGGAAUGUGGACUUCAACGUUCUCAUCAAGAAGCUUGCAAAAUCUGGGAAACAUGCAGAGUUAUGGUAUGCACCAAAUCCCAAUAACAACAACAAUGACCAAGACUACCUUGCAAACCAACUCAAGAACAUGCAGAUCGACAAUCCCAAAGGUGAAGAAGACCAACACAACCAAGGUCAAAAUCCAAAGGGUGGAAAUAACAAACCCAAAGGUGGUGGUGGUGAUAAUGAUGGUGGUGGCAGUGGUGAUGGUGGUCAACAAGGACCAAAUCCCCAACAACAACUUCAACUGCAGCUCCAACAACAACAUAAGCUUCAACAACAGCUACAACAAAUCCAACAAGUGAAAGGGUUUCAAGAUCUGAACCUUUCUCAAUUCAAGGUUCCACCUCACAACCUCAACUCUAACCCGAACCCCAACCUAAACACCAAAGCCGUUAGAUUUGAUAUCCCUGAAGAGGAUGGCGAAUUCACUGAUAAUGAAUCGGGUGAUGAUGAGUUUGAUGACGAUGAAAUGCUGGAACUUCCUCUGAGUGAAAUAAAACCCUCCUUGAUGAUGAAUGCUCCCAAGGGUGACAAUAAUGGUGGUUGCGGCAAUAAGGGUAAGGAAGGUGUUGGACUUGUUCCUAUUCAAGUGCAUGGUUUCCCUGAUGGUAACAGUAAUGGAGGAGGAAAUAAUCAAAAACAAGGUGGAAGUAACAAUGGUGGAGAAAGUGAAAUUGGCACUGUGAAGGGUAUAAGCAAGAAUAAUGUUAUGAAUGGAAGGAAUAGCAGUAACAACAAUGAAGGUAUGAAAAAUGGAAAUAACCCAAUGGGAGGAGCUGGUGCUCAAACUGUGAACAUGGGUGGUGCCCCCAGUGGGCCUAAUGUGGGGCCCAUGCUUAACAUGAGCAUGCCUAACAUCCCCUCCGUUCAGGGCCUCUCGGCCACCCCCAUCAACAGCGGUGGCAACUUCAAAGGUGUUGGUCCCAAUGCGAUGCUAGGAAACCCUUUCCAACAACAACAACAGUACAUGGCUUCCAUGAACAUGAUGAACCAACAUGCAAUGGGAAACAAUAGGUUCCAGCCAAUGAUGUAUACAAGGGGCCCUCCUGCCGUUAAUUAUAUGUACCCUCAUUAUCCUUACCCUUACCCUUACCCUCACCCUCCUCCAGACCCUUACACCCACCUUUUCAAUGAUGAGAACACCUCAAGUUGCAAUGUUAUGUGAGUGAUGCUGAUGGUGCUGUUGUUGCUGCUUCGCUUCUCAGUUCGUCCUGUUAUACCAAUGCAAACGAGUUUUUAUUUCUAGUAUAUUUUAUAUUUUUCUUCCAUCCCUUUUGUUUCUCUCAGUUAAAUUAGGGGUUUAGUU